AUGCACGAUACAAAGAAUCCAUCACAAAACUUUAAAGUGGAGAUAAGGCUCAAUCAGAAAUUCCCAAAGUCUACAGUUCAAACGAGGCUUCCCGAGUUUGAAGAGUUUAUCAAAUCACAUGCAACGAAUGCGAGAAACUGGAAACCCAUCGUGGUGAAGUCAGAAGAAUCACCAGCUUCAGUUACCGAACUAUUCGAGAAGCUUGUCAUUGGAACUUGCCAUCUGAAAGACGGAGAUAAACUCAGCAAUCUUCUCGACGAGUUUUCCAUCAACCCAUCAAACAUCCACGUCUACAAACUACACAAAGACGGUCCACUCUCUCAAAAUAUCGGAGAAGAUGACAAUGAGGAUAGUAUCGUCGGUUCCCAACUGUGGCAACUUCCAUGUGUAGAAUUCGAUUCGAUUUGGGAAAACUUGAUCUACGACUCAAAUCUGAAGAAUGAAAUGAUGUCGUAUGUAAGUGCACUCGUUAGCCUAUCUGAGAAACAUGUCAAUACAACAAUCAUCAAUGUCAAUCGGCUGAUUCUUCUUACCGGACCGCCUGGAACUGGAAAGACUUCCCUCUGUAAAGGUCUCGCUCAACAUUUGUCGAUUAGCAUGAAUGACCGUUAUCCAAAGUCAGUAAUGAUGGAAAUUAACAGUCAUAGUCUCUUUUCGAAAUGGUUUUCCGAAAGUGGAAAGUUGAUUCAGAAGAUGUUCGAUCAAAUCGACGAAUUGGCGGAGGAUGAUAAAUGUAUGGUGUUCGUGUUGAUCGAUGAAGUUGAAUCCCUCGGAAUGUGCCGUGAAUCAUCCUCAUCCCGCUCGGAACCUUCCGAUGCGAUUCGUGCUGUCAACGCAUUGCUAACACAAAUCGAUAGAAUUCGGAGGAAUUCGAAUGUACUGAUUAUGUGUACAUCGAACCUUGAAAAUUCACUAGACCGGGCGCUUGUCGAUCGUGCGGAUAUUGUCAGAAAUGUCGGAGAGCCAUCCGAUUUCGCCAGAUAUGCGAUUCUGAAAGCAUGUAUUCAGGAAUUGGCAAAAAUUGGAAAAGUCAUUGUCGACGACGAAGUUCCAAUGCCACAAGAUAUCGUUAAUACCGAGGAUUGCCGGAAUUCCUCUACCGAAACCCUCUUCCACAUUGCUCAAGAAGCACGAGGCCUGUCAGCUCGAGCUAUCUCGAUGCUUCCAACUCUUGUUUAUGCCAACAGUUUGGGACAGGACCUCUCCGUGAUUCAUUGCAUGGAUCUGUUCCGUGACGCCGUUCAUGAGCGCUUGAGUCGCCAUACUAACUGA
Caenorhabditis remanei is the source of this 1272-nucleotide messenger RNA. RefSeq lists its product as uncharacterized. Gene Ontology annotation, biological process: reciprocal meiotic recombination; meiotic recombination checkpoint signaling. The transcript is spliced from 4 exons. The coding region runs from base 1 to 1272 and encodes 423 amino acids. Gene Ontology annotation, molecular function: ATP binding; ATP hydrolysis activity. The record is from RefSeq and is a predicted model, not a curated record. Lineage: Eukaryota; Metazoa; Nematoda; Chromadorea; Rhabditida; Rhabditidae. Gene Ontology annotation, cellular component: nucleus; chromosome.